Onychostoma macrolepis is the source of this 947-nucleotide messenger RNA. RefSeq names its product claudin 10-like 2 (gene cldn10l2). The transcript is spliced from 5 exons. NCBI's taxonomy places the organism in Eukaryota, Metazoa, Chordata, Actinopteri, Cypriniformes, Cyprinidae. Gene Ontology annotation, molecular function: structural molecule activity. The record is from RefSeq and is a predicted model, not a curated record. Bases 86 to 862 code for a protein of 258 amino acids. Gene Ontology annotation, cellular component: plasma membrane; bicellular tight junction. Gene Ontology annotation, biological process: bicellular tight junction assembly; cell adhesion.
GUUUCCUAAACUCCAGCAGGUGUUCGUCAGAGCUCAGAAUGAGCAUGUUUGAGUGAGAUUGACCGUAUGCUCAGCUCACAGGAAAAUGAGGAAAAGUCUAAUUCAGGUGUUUGGAUUCUUGAUUUCUACUUUUGGCUGGCUGUUUGUGAGCUGCACGCUCGCCAUGGACUACUGGAGAGUCUUCUAUGUGGGCGGCAAAGGCGGCAACUGGAUGAUCAAGGCGACGUGGUACUGGUCAAACCUGUGGAAGGACUGCGUGAUGGACACCUCGUCCGUCACUGACUGCAGGGACUACGAUGCGCUGUGGGCCGUCACGCCGUAUGUUCAGGGAGUCCGAGGCCUGCUUCUGAUCGGCAUGAGUCUGGGGCUCGUCGCCGCUGUGCUCUGCUUUAUCGGGAUGGACUGCACCUACAUUGGUGGAAGUGAGAAAAACAAAGACAGAAUAUUAUUUUUCGGAGCAGCUUUUCAUUUUGUUGGUGGUGUGUCGGCGCUUGCGGCGUAUUGUUUAUACACAAACAGGGUCGUCAGCUCUGCCUUUUCACCCACCGUUGACAGAAGCAUUAUAAGGUAUGGGUUAGGAACUCCAAUAUUCUUUGGAUUGAUUGGAAGUUUCUUUAUAAUUCUUGGAUCUGUAUUGUAUGCUGUGACGAUCAUCCCAGCCAGAAAGUUGAUUGCAUUUACAAGAACAGCAUACGCCGCUCCAUCGUACGCCCGGCGGUCAGCGAGUAAAGCACUGUACACUUCUGCAUACUACGCACCCUCGAGACAGUCUAUACUUCUCAGCCAAUCAAGCAGCUCUCGCAUCUCCAGGAUGUCACAGGCCACUGGCGACAAAAUAUCUCCCAGAGACACAUUUGUGUGAACUUUACAAACUUUACAAACUUUAGAAAGGCUCUGUUACGUUGCGACCGUUAAAAGAAAAUGCUACAAUAAAAUCUGUUCUGCAA